AUGAAGAAAGAUUCAAUAAUUGGAAUCCAUGACCCGGCGGACAGCCGAAGUGUUCGAGCUAGUCAAAAUAGACCAUGGAAAUCUGCUGCAGUGGGUGCAACAUCGCCGUGCAAAUACUCUCGUGAUGCCAGCUCAGUUCUCACGUGCCAAACGAAUCGACGGCCAACGACCGUCCGUCAUAUGGAGACGGCUGAUCAGCAGUGA
This is a messenger RNA of Opisthorchis viverrini, 204 nucleotides long. RefSeq lists its product as hypothetical. NCBI's taxonomy places the organism in Eukaryota, Metazoa, Platyhelminthes, Trematoda, Opisthorchiida, Opisthorchiidae. The record is from RefSeq and is a predicted model, not a curated record. The transcript has a single exon. Bases 1 to 204 code for a protein of 67 amino acids.